UUAGCUUUCAGAUCUCUUGAAAGGGAGCUGCUCUGUUUUUGCCUGGUUAGAGGUGAAAAUCACUUUUAAGGAACUGCAAAAGAUUGGAUGGAUAUUGAGAAGGGGAGGGGUCCUGUUUUUUUUUUUAAAAAAAAGAACAUCCCUGGGUGAAUUCAGAGGAAGACGUUUUCAAGCCUGUGAUGCAUGUUUCAGAUGGGCUGGACAUUACAAAUGUUAAUAGGCUCAGCUGGGCGCUGAAAAAAAAACACCAAAGGGAAAUUACACCAUCACCAAGCGGUAGUUGAAGACAGAAAGCUGGCAUUUAGGAGAGGACAGCAAGGUGGAAAAAGAGUUACCUAGUUGGGGGAUUGAGAAUCAGAGCAUGAGGGGACACUGCUUUAUCAUGGCAGUUUGACAAGAUGAUCUGUUGUUUCAUUCAAAACUAUCUCCAAGUCUGAUCAUCUCAAGGUUUUUGACUAGGAAUGCCUGCAUCAAAUGAUCAGCUUCUGGGAACCUGUUCCACCAGUGCAGGAGAAUCAGUAACAGCAGUAGAAAACUGGACGUCUGUAUUUCAGCUUUCGUAGGACGGCAGGCAGCCCGACACGGCCCAUCAUACUCAAGGAAGAAGUGGAAGAAAGAUGAUCAAGUUGAGAGGGACAGAAAUGGCAAUGCUGACAUUGAGGCAUAGGUAAUUCGUUGUUCAUCGUUCAUUUUUUUAAAAUUUUAUUUUAACCUUCCUUGGUCCUGGGAACACCGGACUUCGCAAGAGACCAGAAAAAGGGAAAUAUACAACAUUAUUACAAACAUUAUUUGCGCAUUUUAUUUUAUUUUAUUUUAAAAUGGACCAAACUCUGUUCAAAGUUCUCUUGAGCUUACUCUGGAAUUACUGGCUUUUAGUGGAUUAUGCUAAGGCAGGCAUGGGGGACAACCAUGUCCACUCCAGUUUUAUUUACCGGAGAUUGCGGAACCAUGAGAGGCGAGAGAUCCAAAGAGAAAUUCUUUCCAUCCUGGGUUUACCACAUAGACCCAGGCCAUUUUCAGCUGGAAAACAAGCUUCCUCUGCACCUCUCUUCAUGCUGGAUCUCUACAACGCAAUGGCAAAUGAACAGGAUCCCGAAGAGUUGGAAUAUUUGGUGAGGGGAUCAUCGCCAAGUGGAGAAGGCAAAGGGCUACGGAAAGGCUACUUGGCAUCUCCAAAUGGAUACUCCCGAAGAAUAUACAUAUCACGGACAAGUUCAUUGCCUACACAAAGUCCCACCUUGGCUAGCCUACACGACACCAACUUUCUGAAUGAUGCAGAUAUGGUCAUGAGCUUUGUCAAUUUGGUGGAAAGAGACAAGGAUUUUUCUCACCAACGACGGCACUACAAAGAAUUCCGAUUUGAUUUGACUCAAAUCCCUCACGGAGAAGCAGUGACCGCAGCCGAAUUUCGGAUUUACAAGGAUCGAAGUCACAGUCGAUUUGAGAAUGAAACGAUUAAGAUUAGCAUUUAUCAGAUCAUCAAGGAAUAUCCAAACAGGGAUGCGGACCUGUUCCUGUUAGAUUCAAAACGAGCUCAAGCUCCUCAUAUUGGCUGGCUUGUGUUUGAUAUCACUGUGACCAGCAACCAUUGGGUGAUUGACCCACAGAAUAAUUUAGGGUUGCAGCUCUGUGCAGAGACGGCAGACGGUCGUAGUAUCGGUGCGAAAGCAGCUGGUCUUAUAGGCAGGCAUGGUCCUCAGUCAAAGCAGCCAUUCAUGGUUGCCUUCUUUAAAGCAAGUGAAAUCCUUUUCCGAUCUGUCCGAGCUGCCAACCCUAAGAAAAAAAACCAAAAUCGUGGCAAGUCCAGCAACUCACAAAAUACUUCAAGAAUGUCAAGCGUGGCAGAUUAUAACACAAGUGAACCGAAGCAAGCCUGCAGAAAACAUGAACUCUACGUGAGCUUUCGAGACCUUGGGUGGCAGGAUUGGAUUAUAGCUCCAGAGGGUUAUGCUGCCUUUUAUUGCGACGGAGAAUGUUCAUUUCCUCUCAAUGCCCACAUGAAUGCCACAAAUCAUGCCAUAGUACAGACGCUGGUCCACUUGAUGUUCCCUGAUCACGUCCCAAAGCCCUGUUGUGCUCCAACCAAACUGAACGCCAUCUCUGUCCUCUAUUUUGAUGACAGUUCCAAUGUUAUUUUGAAAAAGUACAGGAACAUGGUGGUGCGAUCGUGCGGAUGCCACUAGGAUUCAAUUGCAAAAAAAAACAGUGUCGCAAAGUGGAAAUUGUACAGUUAUUCUUUGUAUGUUUCUUUUCUGAGUGUAGAGGAAUUGGAGUGACCAUUUUCACAAUAUUUCUCCAAGAAGAGGUUCCAUUCGUUACGACAGAAUCCUGGAGCUGAAGUUCUUCCCGUCUGGUGUCCGUCACACCACAAACUGGGCUGCAACCGGGUGCUUGCUACUCCCUUCAUCCUCUAGCUACGACUUCGUUUGUAAGCAUCUGGGGAAGGAAAUGUGGCUGUCACAGAGAUCAAGAAAAGCAUAGAAAAAACAUUAAGAGAAACCUGUGCAAAGGGAAUUUAUUUAGGGAGAUAAGAAAAUUAAAAGACAAGAAAAAAAUAAGAUACAAUUGAAUUGAGUUUGAAUUUGAAUAGAUUUGUAUGCCGCCCAAUCCCGAAGGACUCUGGGCGGCUUACAUAAAAACAAUUAAAAGAUUAAAAAGAUU
Thamnophis elegans (Western terrestrial garter snake) is the source of this 2661-nucleotide messenger RNA. It is a transcript of the gene BMP5, whose product is annotated as bone morphogenetic protein 5. NCBI's taxonomy places the organism in Eukaryota, Metazoa, Chordata, Lepidosauria, Squamata, Natricidae. The transcript is spliced from 7 exons. Bases 819 to 2183 code for a protein of 454 amino acids. Gene Ontology annotation, cellular component: extracellular region. Gene Ontology annotation, biological process: SMAD protein signal transduction. Gene Ontology annotation, molecular function: growth factor activity; cytokine activity. The record is from RefSeq and is a predicted model, not a curated record.